This is a messenger RNA of Entamoeba invadens IP1, 705 nucleotides long. RefSeq lists its product as hypothetical. The record is from RefSeq and is a predicted model, not a curated record. NCBI's taxonomy places the organism in Eukaryota, Evosea, Mastigamoebida, Endamoebidae. The coding region runs from base 1 to 705 and encodes 234 amino acids. The transcript has a single exon.
AUGCCAAGUCAACUCGACCUCUACUCACUCAUGAUAGUUUCUAAAUAUUUUAAAAAUAUUGGAGACUUUAUUCGACUCAUUCAAGUGUGUAAGAAGUUCGAAGAUAUUCCAUCAAUGUUCCAUUACAACCCAAUUUGCCUUUAUUCUCACUUUAAUUUUUUUUCGAAUGUCGAGACGUAUCACUAUUACAAGAAAAUAGACAAGUACGUUCCCAGUUAUAUUCAUUGCAUUUAUGAUUAUCAAAUGUCUUACACCGAAUACCUCAAAAAGAGGACUUCUAACUCGAAUUUUACACAUGUCACAUAUAACAUUGGCGAUUAUAUAAAAUACAAAAAAUACGACGGAGCGACACAUCUCAAAGGGAAGGCAUUUAAAGAUAUAUCUGAAGACGCAAUAAGUUUAGACUUGAGCGAUAUCAUUUCACUUGGAGAUUAUGGUUUACAGAGAAUGUCUACACUUACUUUUGUUGAACUUGGUAAUAGUAUACAAGAGCUUCCAAUCAGUUGUUUUGACGUGAAUUUAAAAAAAUUCGACAUUUCUCAUAUCAAAACCAUUGGCGAGAAGUGUUUCUAUUGUUGUGUGGAGUUGUCUGCUAUUACAUUAGGUGAAGUGUUGUCUGUAGGGUUAAGUUCUUUUUACGACACGUUUAGCAUCAAAUACGUGAAGAAUUUGGGGACUAAGAAUUUGAACACGUUGAUCAAUUAA